Molecule: messenger RNA, 2334 nt
Organism: Chlamydomonas reinhardtii
Lineage: Eukaryota; Viridiplantae; Chlorophyta; Chlorophyceae; Chlamydomonadales; Chlamydomonadaceae
Exons: 11
Coding region: 31-1440 (469 amino acids)
Molecular function (GO): tocopherol cyclase activity
Source: RefSeq, a predicted model, not a curated record
AUUGUAACGGGCACAAUCUAGGACAUAACUAUGGUUCUCCUCUUAGCCGGACACUCUCGGGCUUCAGCGCUGGCGCGGCGCAGAAACUGUCUUGAUGGGCGACGACGCCUGGCCCCGGUUUGCGCUUCGGUGACCACGCCACACAGUGGCUAUCACUUUGACGGGACUCCGCGGAGAUUUUUCGAGGGGUGGUACUGGAAGGUCCAGCUCCCCGAGACCGGCCAAUCGUUUGCGCUCAUCUACUCAAUCGAGGACCCGCUUGGCAACACGCCGCAGGCGGGCGUGGGGCUGCAGGUGAUGGGUCCCGACGAUGGCUACAUCUGCCAGUUUACACCGAACGUGACCGGCUUCUGGGCCGAGCGCAACCGCCUGGCCCUGGGGGCCACCUUCAAACCCGCCAACACCACCGCCAGCAGCCCCUCCAGCACCACCAGCAGCGGCAGCAGCUGGUCAUCGGGCAGCAGUGGCAGCAGCAGGAGCGGCACCGCGGCCGGCGGGCCGCGGCGGCUGCUGCCCGCGGACUCGUUCUUUGCGCAGGUGGAGCAGGGCUUUCAGGCCAGCGACUCGACGCAGCAGGGCCGCAUGGUGGCGCUGGAGAGCGGCGCGGCGGGCCCGCCGCUGUCCACGGUGCCCAACGCGUCGUGGAGCCUGACCAUCAAACCCAAGGCGGGCUGGGGCUCCACCUCCGGCCCCACCCAGAAGGCCACCGCGGGCUGGCUGUCCGUUCUGCCCAUCUUCGAGCCGCAUUGGCAGGUGAUGAUGGCGCACGGCGAGGCCAGCGGCUGGCUGCAGUGGGGUGGACAGAGGUAUGAGUUCCAGGACGCACCCGCCUACGCGGAGAAGAACUGGGGCGGCGGCUUUCCCUCCAAGUGGCACUGGAUCCAGUGCAACUCGUUCGACGGGCAGCCGGGCCUCAGCGUGACGGCGGUGGGCGCGCGGCGUGCGCUGCUGCUGGGUCUGCAGGGCGUGGAGGAGGACGUGGGGCUCAUCGGCGUGCACCUGCCGGGAGGCGAGUUCGUGGAGCUGGUGCCCUGGAACAGCGAGCUGGAGUGGGACGUGGACCCCUGGGGCCGCUGGUGGCUACGUGCCGUGAACGACCGCUAUGAGGCGCUGGUGGAGGCCACGUGCGCGCCCGAGGCCGGGGCCGUGCUCAGGGCUCCCACCACGUCCAUGGGCCUGGCGCCCUUCUGCAAGGACACCUUCUUCGGCCAGUGCCGGCUGCGGCUGUGGCGGCGGGCGGGAGGCACGAAGCAGGGACAGCCACUGGUAGACGCAACCAGCAGCACAGCUGCGCUGGAGGUGGGCGGCGGCCCCUGGUGGAGUGCCUGGCGCGCGCGGGCGGAGAUGAAGGAGCCGUUCCGCAGCCUGGUGACGUUGCCGCUGGACGUGGCGGGGCUGGGACAGCUGGUGCCGGAGCCGCUGAGGCCGCCGGGGCUGUGAGGGGGGAGCGCGUUGCGGGGGCCUAAGGACUGAGGGGGCUGUAGAUACCAGCCCAAACUACACCGAACCCAAUGCAGAAGAGGAGGAGAGCGUGGCCUAUGCCUUGACAACGGAGUGGCACUCGACAGUAGGGCGCUGCGCGGGCAGAAGACUGGUGGCGCAGUGCGGGCGGCUGUGGUUAGGCUUGGGAUGCAAAGCCGGCAGCAGGGCUGUCUGUGGGAGGCAGGGAGGCGAGUGGUGUGCGAGGCGCGGCUGGCCACGUGGGGCAGGGUGGAGAGCGCGGUACGGUAUGAAGACAACGGGCUGAUCGCGGCUGCUGCAUUUCGAGGAGAACGCAGCAGCCACGCCUUGGUGCGGGUGUGCGAGGACAGAGAGGCAUUCUCUCAAUAGCGCUUCAUUCAUCCGGACGCGGGGUCGCAUUCUCGGCUGCCGCAAGCCAAGUGGAGAUUGAAUGCUGCAGUCAGUGCCUCAGUGGUAUUGUGCUGACUGCUGGUUGCUGCUGGGUCGUGCAGCACAUGUCAUCAGGGGUCAGUGGUGCCGACCAGCAUUCCAGCAUGGGAAAGCACGCAUUGCACAUGGCGCGUCCUUUUGUGUGCCGGUGUGUCGGUGUCGCGUGACCUGCUAGCGGAUCUUCUGUGCAGUCACGCAGUGCUGCUGAGUGCUGACCACUGGCACGGACGCCAAUACGUACUGCCUCACCACUGUCCCAUCGCACACGCCAAUACGUACGCGUAGUAUGGACGGACGUACGCGUAAUAAAACUCCACGCAUGCCAUCAACGCCCAGCUGUGACCAGCACAUCUUGUAUUGAUGGACCUGCAGCCCCGUACAGCCGUAUACGUACGCAUUAGUUCCGCAACGCGCGUCAAUAACGUGUUCGUUUCCACUGAGUCC